AUGGAUCGCUCCAGGUCCGAUUCUGUGGACAGACAGAGUUCGCUGGUGGAGUGUGGGUUGGAAUCCAGCUGGAUGAUCCAGUUGGAAGGACCCGGUCACCUCUUCCCCUGCACUCUUUUCCGAGGCUGCUCGAAACUUGCUUGUCAUGAGUUGUCACUUUCCAGGAAUGACGGAACGGUGAAAGAUGUGGCAUACUUCACGUGCCCACCAAAUCAUGGAAUAUUUGUACGUCCAGCUCAAGUUACACUUACUCCGAUGGCAUCGGGGAGAGUGUCCACCUCAUCGCCGGCGAGCCCCACCGCUAAAGCCGCCAGCCCCUCUCCUGUCUCUCCUGCCUCCCCGAGUCGCCAAUCUGCCAAACUGCAGGCUCCUCCGUCUCCUAAGCUAGCAGAGGCCGAAUUAAAGCCCGAUGUCAAACCCGAGGCCAAGGCCGCGGCAAAGACAGAGGCCAGGCCAGAAACCAAAGCAGCGGAUGCGGAGGUGAAGGAGCAGCCGGCCAGCCCUGCAAGCCCGAAGCCAGCCGCGCCUGCAGCCGCCGUGCCCGCAGCCGCCGCGCCCGGAGCUGCGGUGCCUGCAGCCUCCGUGCCUGCAGCCACUGCACCUACAGCCCCCGCGCCAACAGCCACCGCGUCCACUCCGGCCGCCGCCACCACCCCACCUGCAGCCGGCGCGGCGGCGGCCGCCGCGCCUGCAAGAUCCACAGGAGCCGCGCCCGCAGGAGCCGCGCCCGCAGGCCCCGCGCCGCAGGAGCCGCGCCCGCAGGAGCGCCAGCAGGCGCCGCGCCCACAGGCGGCGUGCCCGCAGGAGCUGUGCCCGCAGCACCCGUGCCCGCCGCAGCUGCGCCCGCAGCCGCUACGGCUGCAGCCACUGUGCCCGCAGCCGCUGUGCCCGCAGUCGCUGUGCCCGCAGCCGCUGUACCUGCAGCCGCCUCAGCAACAGCUGCGCGGGCAGACGUCCCUGCCGAUGACGGAUACUUUCAGCCCUCCAGCCAGAUCGGCGACCGCAGAGAAAGCUCUUGCUGCGGCAGAGGCGGCCAAAGAAGCAGAGGCCCGUGCGAUCAAGCUGACGUCGCAACUUGAAGAAGAGGCUGUGGACUUGCAGGCCAAACUGUCAACAGCCACGGCUGAGUUGGACGAGGUCAGAAGCAAGAGCGAAGGUGCGAGGGAGCAGGCCGAACAGGCAGAAGCGGAGCUAGAAAGGGCCAAAGCCGCAGCAGCCGCGGCGGCUGCGGCGGCCAAAGCCGCGCAAGAAAGGAAGGCGGCUGAGAUCCGGCUUCAGGCGGAGGAAGCGGCCAAGAGCCAGGGCACCCUCGAGAAGGAGCGUGCGGCCUUCGAGGCGGAAUCCCUCUCAGCUUUACCACAGGACGAUGGCACAGAAGUACCCGAUCCUGAACAGCUCACUGAGGUGGCCUCUGGCUCUGGAAGCUUGCGGGCAGUCGUCGAGCGUUUGCAGGAGCAACUUGCAAAGGAGCUGAAGGAGAAGGAGCUGCUGGACAUCGAGGCUGAGGAGAUCACUUUGAAGUUGGAGGAAGUCAACGACACAACGGAGUGGGCAGCAGACAAUGCCGUCUGGACCGAGCAGGUCCAAGUCGAUUGGCACCGCGAGGCCCUGUGGAACUACUACAAGAAUCACAGGGCCGAAGUGGUCCGACUCAGGCAUCGCGCUGCAGCCCUUGAGCGCGCCCAGCUACAAGCACAGCAGCUGCAAGCUAAGUCCAUGGUGACGGAGGACGUUUCCAUGCUGAAGCGAGCUGUGGAGCAGCUGACCGUGCAGAAUGAUGGCUUGGCAUCUGCUUUGGCCUCGAAGAAGCAGCUGGUCGAGGAGCAGAGGUCGUUGCAGAAGACAAGCCUUGAGAUGCUUGAGACGCAGCAAGAUCUCGAAGUUCAGCUUUCAGAAGAGCUGCUAACAUUAAAGGGCCGUGAGGAGCAGCUGGAAGAAUUGGCUUUGCAGCUCUGUCGCAUUCGGAGGCAGAUGCAGGGCCAACGCCUGGCCAACAGCGCGGAGGUUGCCCGGCUGGAGACCCGGCUGCAGAUGCUCCGGUCUGCUGGAAAGGGCGAGGGCGCAGGAGCUUCACCCGCAGCAAUUGAGGCAGAGACGCUUGAGGUGUCCGUGGAUUGCCGUGGAGCAAUUGCCGAUGCAGAAGCCUGGAUGUCUUGCUUACCCGGCCAGGUCCGUGAUGAUGCGGAGCUCGGGGUUACCUUUCAUUCGCUCUGUGCUCUCCAUCGCUGCUUCCGCAAGGCAUGCAUCUUGAGCCGAAGCAUCCACGAGCACUUCAUAGCGGAUGCAGCAUUGGCGGUUCUGCAGGAUGCUGCAUCCAUGAGUUGGCUCUGCUCCGUGAGCCUGGCUGCCAGCCAAUUGGCAUAUGCCGCCUUGGGGGUGCUCGGCUGCCUGUACACCACUGAUGUGGAGAGGUACUGCUGGCUGGUGCGCAACGCCGCGUUUACGAGCUGUGCCGGAGAAGCCUCGCUGGACGCGGCGCUGGCCUCGCUGUUGCAGACCUUCCGCAGCCCUGCGAGGGCGGCGAGGGCUGCGAGGGCUGCAAGGGAGGAGAGGGAGGAGAGGGCCGCGAGGGAGGCGGAGGUGGCUGCCUUGAGGGCCCAUGGGGCCCAGCUACUGUCACUGCAGAAGUCUCUGUUCAAGGACCAGCAGUUUGCAUCCUGGCAGCGAGCAAGCUGCGCAGUGGAAGCCCUGCGAAUCGCCUGUGCCUCUGCACUCUAUGCAUCUGCAGAUGCAGGUGGAUCACACCGAAAGCGGUGGCAAGCACUUUAUGACCAGGCAAACCGCCUCUGCAACCGAUUGCAUGAAACUCCAGAUGAUGCGGAGCUUCUCGCCAUUGGGCCCUGUGAAGAGCAACUGCCCAAACGCCGCGACAGCGAGGGCACGGAUGAUGAGGAAGACGAAGAUGAGGAUGAGGAGCCGGAGGAGGAGCAUGCAGAACAACGUCAGCAGACAGCCGCUCAACAUGGACAUCUCACUCAGUUACUGCUAGACGGGCUGCUGAGGCAAGCGCUGGCGCUGUAUCCACAACACGAGGCCACAAUGGAUGUCGAUACACUAGAGAGAACCUUCAGCCACGCUGAGACACAGCUGGAUCAGCUGUCAGACAUAUUCUCCGAAGUGGCCACGAGUACCAGCAGAGCUUGCGAGGCCAAGUCCAAGGAACGGCCAUGGGAAAGAGUAAGGCUGAGGAAGCGGAGCAGCUUGGAGGUAGCAGAGCAGGCGGCCCAACCUGCACUCGAGCAAGCCACAAAAGGGCUUCUGAAGGUCCAGGACUCGCUUGAGAGGGUGGGGGAACGCCUGGCCAAGGCCAAGCAGGAGAUGCAGGAAGCAGAGCGGCAGUUUGGUGCUGCACGAAUCCAAUCUGAGAGGCGAGCCUUGAUGCUGGCAAGCGUUGUGCAGAUGCAGAAGCAAGCCAAGGCGGGAACACACGCAUGCUCGCUCCUCGAGGAGGAGUUGAGCAAGCAAACACAAGAGUGUAAUCAGAUGGAAGACACGAUGGCAGAAGCAAAGGCAAGAUGCCGAGAGCUCCAUCAUCGCCUCAACGAGCUGGAGCGGCGCAUCAUGCGGCGCUACUGUAACGACGUCUCACCUGAGGAGGUGCUGGCACUGCGGCGUGCGGUCGCUCGACAACAUGCUGAGAUCCGGGAGCUUCAGCUGAGUCAGCAUCGGCAUCGAGACGGCUUCCGGCUGCGGUGCAGCAGCGGCCCUGUACAAACAUUCGAGUCAUGCGAGGGUUUCGAAGAACAUGUUGGCAGCUUGUGGGAGGAGCUGCAAGCAUUCAGAGAAGGCUUGCUGCAUGAGCACAUUCGGCCCAAAAUUGUGAUGCUUGAUGAGCCGGAGCCUGAAGCUGCACCGGACUCGCAGAAGGCGCGGCUGCGCGGCUUAGGCCAAGACAUGAAGGCCUUACGGGAACGCAUCACGGACUGCGCCAAGCAGUCAUCGCCCUCACCAGCACAAGGGCCCCACACGUACGACUCCGUUGCUCUGACACGUUUCCUCCGUGCCACAUCUGCAAAGUGUCCAGCAAGCACUGUCUCGGUACCCUGUGAAGCCAAUUUCUCACUCCCUGUGUUAAUGGACGAAGCUAGCCUGGCCGCUCUUCAUGCAGCCAUGCUACCUACACGCCGAAUCGGCCGUCGUUAA
Symbiodinium natans is the source of this 4143-nucleotide messenger RNA. Lineage: Eukaryota; Dinophyceae; Suessiales; Symbiodiniaceae. The record is from the annotation of a GenBank genome assembly.